AUGACUGCCUCUCUAUUGUCCAAAGUUCAUCAAAUCAAGCGCCCAAAGCAGGCUAAAACAGAAACAGAUUACCGGAUUCUGUCUGAGAUACCAGACGAAACCAGCGACGCCUCGAGAAAAACAACAACCAGCAGAUUGACACUUGCUUUCCUUGCCUUAGGAGCCGUGCUUUUCUCUGUAUUUUUCUUUCCUCGCUGGUUCAAACAGCAGGAUUGCAAUUGUGGGAAUUCCAUCCAAGAAGCUUUGGCGAAUGGUUGUAAAUAUGACCCGAUGGCAACCUCUUGGCUUCCCCCCAUAUGCCGCGAUGACGAACUCAUUGACGAAUUCAAUCAUGCUGGCCCCGGUGUUGAUGGGGAGUGGACGUACUAUACGGAUCAGAGCGGCAAUAGAACUAUGACUGUUGAGGAGGUAUCGCAACUCGCUGAGAUGGAAGGCGAUGAGGCAACUUUCUGGACGACUCACGAAUGGCACCUUGUACACUGUCUUUUUUACUGGAAGAAGGAAUCGCGAGCGCGAAAGUCUGGAAAGACGAUGAUUGAGAAGAGUUUUGACGGAGGUGAUCAUAUCGACCAUUGUUAUGUCGCUUUUCAGAGCGGUUUGCCUCUCCAGAUGAUCAAUACGCGGUCUUCAGCUGGGCUCAAUGCGGAUAAAAUGGAUUAA
Penicillium hordei is the source of this 660-nucleotide messenger RNA. RefSeq lists its product as uncharacterized. The transcript has a single exon. The record is from RefSeq and is a predicted model, not a curated record. Bases 1 to 660 code for a protein of 219 amino acids. NCBI's taxonomy places the organism in Eukaryota, Fungi, Ascomycota, Eurotiomycetes, Eurotiales, Aspergillaceae.